AUGGAUAAAGACCGGCACCAUCUAAUAUACCACUACCAAGACCAAACCGUCAUCGUUGAACCCAGAGUGUUUCUGGUUGGGAACAUCUCUGAAGGUGACUUCUCGCUCCUGCUGCUGUCAGUGACAGUCCAAUCUAGUGGCACAUACCUGUGUCGUCUGCGUCCUCCACCCGGCAAUCCAGACAUCCAUGAGAGUCACACACAGCUCACAGUGGUGGAGAGAUCAGGUACAUACUUUAUUUUAAAAAGAUAACAGUUGGACUUCCUAAGCAAGUAUUACAUACAAUUAUAUGUACAAAACAAAAUAUAUGUGUACAUGCUGAAAAGGGAGUUGGGCUAUUCAAAUCAGAUUGACAGAUUAUCUUUUGUCUUUACACCUUGAUUUCCCAGGGCAGCACAGGAGAUUCCCAGGAGAUUUCCAUAAACUUGAUGUAACCCAUCCUAAUUGGCUAUUGCCUCUCUGCUGCAUGCUUUUGUUGCUGUUCCUGGUGGGCGGAGUCACAGCAGGAAUGUGGGCGUGCCGGAGGAGGUCACAGCAGCAACAAAAUGACCAGGGGUGAGAUAAUGCUGAGAGAGACCAGCAGGUGGACAUGAGAGAAAGGAGAAGACAAGGAGAGAGCAGGGUCAAAAAACAUAUACAAGAUAUGCCUAUUUUAGAGGCAGAGAGAAAUAGGACAAAAAUAUUGGAGACAUGAAACGCUAUCCUAAAACCAAUGAAAGCUACAUUUUUAAAAAUGUUCUUUCAGUCACAUCCAGGUGAACAUAAUACGCGGAGAAGACACACAGGAAGCCAAUGGAAACAAGGUAACUGCUGGACACACAUGGAAACAAUAACAUACAAGCAUUCAUACAAACACACAAACCAACAUGCAAAAACUCAGGUAACACUCAUCUUCUGACUCUCUCUCUCUCUCUCUCUCUCUCUCACUCACUCUCUCUCUUUCUCUCUCUCACACACUUCUUCUCGCUGCUCCCCUCUCAGUCAAUCAAUAAACCAAUAAUAUCCCAUCCCUAUGUGCUGCAUUGGUGUCUUCAUCUACUCUGAUGUCCCAGCUGUGUAACACUUCCUUCUGUAACACAGACUGUACCUGCUCUCUCUAACACAAUACAGGACCCAAACUGCUAUGUCACACUCCAGAGGUUCAGGGCCCCGCCCCCGCCCCCUCCCACACCCUCUAGAGGAGAGGGCAUCUAUGUUACCAUGGUGAGCACACUGUGUACAGAACAGAGGCUUUAAUUAAUCUUUUUUGAGAUGAUCAUACAGCCAUUUCUGACAUUCAAUACAGUAAUCUCCUUCGUAUCUCUCUCCUUCCUGGAUCUAGCACGGCACUCCCACUGGGCCUCCAGGUGUCCAUUCCCAGCCCCAGACUCACCCCAGCAGAAAGACUCUCCCAGAAGAGUGGCUGCAGCAGGAAAUACCCACAAAGCCCCAACACUUCCCUGGAACACCUCCAAGCAACCCUCCCCAAAGACUCAGACACAAGGAACUGCUGUGUUGA
Coregonus sp. 'balchen' is the source of this 1498-nucleotide messenger RNA. The record is from the annotation of a GenBank genome assembly. NCBI's taxonomy places the organism in Eukaryota, Metazoa, Chordata, Actinopteri, Salmoniformes, Salmonidae.